GUUUAUUUAUAUUACUAGUUUAAUAUUCAUCCGUUAUUCAUGAUAAGGCAGCAUUGCCGAAACGUCGAAAAAUGAUGCUAAGUGAUCAACUGUCGAGACAGAAACGAGGCAAGUGCCUGCCCCCAUGCUGCACUGCAGGCGUGCGUAGUUACAUUCCGAACAAGAUGGCGGCAAAACAAUCUCCCAGAAACGAGUCACAAACUAUGCUAGCGACCGAUAUACGGUAAAUUGUGCCGAAAAGCUCCGCUAGAGAGUGACGAUCUUGCAUUGGAAGAAGGAGAGGGGCGAUAAGAAGAUGGAAAAGGACAAAUGGCAGCGAUCGAAAGGAAAACCCUUCAAGCCAGCACACGAGCCUGUAUCAGGGGUACCUGCUGCUAAAGAAGUGAUCCCACCUGGCUAUGAGGAAUAUCUUCUGCUGCUACAGCAAAGAAAUAGGCUUUUAAAAAGGCUCAAAGAGAAAGAUGAACAACAAAUUGAAAUAGAGAAAAAAGAGCAAGGAUUCUCCAUCUAUGUAAAUGGGGCCAAUACUGGUAUUGUUGGACCACCGGUCACUGCCUCACCCAAGAGUAGAUGCACCUCAAGGCAAACCAAGACUGCAGAUACUUACAGUGAGCGAAAGAGGGUGCUUCAGCAAGAACUGCAAUAUUUGGAGAGGGAAGCAGGUGAACUGAGAGUGAAAACUGCUCCUGAUCAAACAGUUUCUGCUGCAAGGAAAGGGUGGGACCCUGGGGCUCUUCAGAUAAAGACAGAAAAAGGGCCAAGGGUCAAGAUCAGGGCACCAGGAAAACUAUCUGGGAAAUAUAGUGAAGACUUUGAGUCUUUAGCUAUUGAAGAUGAUGAUGAGGAUGAUGGUAGUGAUAAUGAUGAUGAUGAUUAUCUUGUGGCAUCUGGUAACAUGAGCUCAGAUGAUGAAGAUGAAGAACCAGAUGAAUUGACUCUCAGUUUUAAUGAUGUAGAGACUUUAAGAAAAUCUCUAGAAGCUGAUCAGAGCAUAAGACAAAGCAUUGAGGCAGCAAAAAUGAGAAUUCAAUAUGAGAAAGAAGCAGGGGAAAGUGGUUCUGAGGAGGAGGAAGAUGAAAUUGAAGAAGAGCUAGAAUUGGCCAAAGAGAGUUUAAACCUCCAUGAUAGCUACAAUAUUGAAAACCUACCACAACUUAGGCCCAUUGGUGCCGCAGCCACAACUAGUACUGCACCAUCAAAUAGUAAAUGUGGAAGAGAGAAUGAUAUCUCCAUAUCACAAGAAGACUCUUCUAGCUUUAUCAAGGAGGAAAAGAAAGGGCGCAAAUCAUCAAGUACUAAAAGAAAGGAUAGUGAUAGCAUACCCAUUACGAUGUCACAAGAAGGCUUGUCUAUGAAUUCAGUUAAGGAGGCCAAAAAGGAUAAUGAUAGCAUUGUUACAGGCCCUGUGGUUAUGCCUGGUGCAGAUCCUACAGUGAUGUCUCCUGGGACUGUUCUCAGGGAGAAAACAUUUGUCAAGGAAUCUGGUAAGAAGAAGGAGAAACACCCUUAUGGUCCUGAUGAAGAUUUGAUUGUUCUCAGCUUCUCGUCCACGGCAAAGAAAAAGAAAGAGCGAGUGCUGUCAGCUUCAAGAAGAAAACAAGGGGCUGAGGAUGUGAUUUUAACAAAAGAGAAUCCAAUUCCUUUCAUAGACAAUCCCAAAAGUUGCAAUGGAACAACAACCUUAGUAUCAAAUCCACAUUCAAGUACUCAAGCCACUCAAGAACUAAAAUCUGUACCUAGCAGUAAAAGAAGUCGUCCUUUGUCUGCUACAAGAAGAACCUCUCCUAACAUGGUUACCAAGCCAGAAGACAACGUGGAUGAAGUACUCAAAGCGAUGCAAGAGGAAAACAAGGAGAUAGAGUCUGUCAAGAGCAGAUUUCACACAGCACCUGAGAAAUCACAGCGCAAACCUCUGGCCUCUCCAAUGUCGGCUAGACCUCAGUCAAUUGGACCUUGUGAGACGGACAUGACGAUAGACAUGGUGACUGAGAAAGUCAGAAAUAUGGACCCAAGGCAACAACAGCAGUUGAUCAGCUUGCUGUCUAAGCUAGAGCUUAAGGAGCCACCAUACAAGAUGUCCAGCCCAACCCCCUCCCCCAGGGGAUCACCCAUCAAAGCUACAGUACCCUUUGGGCAGAUUGGUGACGGCAGCCCAACGGCAAUAGAAAGGAGCAUAACACCUAUACAGUUUCAGACGUCCAGUUUUAGUUAUGAUCCUGAGUCAGCUCCAGAAGAAGGAAUUGAUGUGAACAUUGAGAUCAACUCUAACUGGGGUCACCCUGACACACUUGGAAUUACCGAGAUUCAGUUCUUUGACUUGGAGGGCAGGCAGAUUGUUUAUGAUGAGAGCAACAUCUCGCUGUCCGGUCACGUGGGUGAGAAGGGCAAGCUGGGUAAUCUCGCUAACGGGAAGACCAAGACAAACAAAAGUCGUUACAUGUGGAGCUGCCACUUCACUGCUGGUCACCCUGUGGAACUCAUCAUCCGUUUGCCAGUUUCAGCAAGCGAGGGGACUGUGUCCAGGAUUGUCUUCUGGAACUAUAAUAGAGGUGUGAAGUACUUGAAUAUAGGAGUGAAAGACUUGAGGUUAUUUAUAGGUGGCGUUCUUGUAUGGAAAGGCACAAUUGAUAAGGGAUGCGGAAACCAGGUAUUUGACUACAGUAAAGAGGUCAACCUUGUCGAUAGUGAACAAAAACAACAAGAGCCAGACAAGUUUGAUGCUGGAGAAGCCACGCUACCUUUACGUAGCGAGACGGUUACACUGAAGCGAGGUUCCCUUGACCCCCCUGAGCCCACAAGUGAUAAAAGUGCCUCUGUGGGAUUACCGGUAAAGCAGGAACAGCCGUCUGUUAUCUCUCCCACAACAAAGCAGUUCUCACUGCCAUCCUCCCCCCGUCCCUCCAAAGAGCCUACGAUUCCACAUUCUCCACAUGCGUCACAGCACUUAGAAUCCACGGCUACUCGGCCCCAGAGCCCUCGCAGGUCAAAGACAAGAGGCAAAGGCAACCUGCUUGAUUCCCUGCUGCAGUCCAAGGACAUAAGAGAUGAGGUGGACGGGAAGAUCACACGGUCAUCAUCCACCCCAAACCUCUCGUCCAGCUCUGACCUGGAGAAAGACGAGACUGCGAACUCGCCGAGGGGCGAUUCGUUUGCCCUUCCCAGCAAACCGCCUUGGCUGACGUCCAGUAAGGGGAAGGGGCAGCUAAGAUCCAGAUCAUCAUCAAGAUCAAGGUCCAGACCGAUAUGGCUCGACGAGAACAAAGAAGGUGAUAAAGAAGGUGCACGUAGUUUCAGCUCAAAUGACGCCCUACCGCCACGUGACCCUACACCAGACAGUGCGCGGUUACCCUGGCUCAGUCCCAGGUCCACGGGGCGAAGUCACAGCCUACCCGGCGAGGGUGACGAGAGAUGGCCGAGUGACUUCGCUGCAAGGCAAGGAUCUCAGGAGUUACGUACCGAGUUGGAUGAGACGAGCUCAAAGGCGACUAGUGACACAAGAUCGAGCCGUCGCCGCGACACCCCCUCUCCAGCCCUCGUUGAGGCGCCACGCCCCUCGUCACGUGACCCUGACCUGUCCUCUUCUGCUGGGGCACGAUCCAAAAGACAAGAGUGGAAACAGAAUCAGAGUCUCAGUCUUGAAGAGUCUUGGAAUGUGCUCUCUUUAUUUGAAAAGUGCCACAAAGGACGCAUCACCAAGGACUUGGAUCUACAGCUACAAGACGAUGCCCUGGACGAGAUCCUACCGCGCUCCGCAACUAGGAAGGACCAGUCAGUACCCCCUAAGGACAGUACAACAGCAGACCCGCCUGCAGCCAGUGACGACAGCCGGCUUAUUGACCUAGAAAUUCCCACCCUUCCUCUCGGCAAAAAGCUCGUUAUUAACCUCAAGUCAACGUGGGGCGACAGACACUACGUGGGCCUCAACGGCAUUGAGGUGUUCACUGAUGAAGGGAGGCCAGCCGAAAUUGCAGACAUUUUGGCGGAUCCCCCUGAUAUCAAUGUUCUUCCUGAGUAUGGAAACGAUCCGCGAGUAGUGACCAAUCUUAUCGAUGGCGUUUAUCGUACAAGGGAUGACAUGCAUCUAUGGCUGGCUCCAUUCACUGCAAGGUCGAACCACUACAUUACAAUCACCUUUAUCAGGCCCGUGCGCAUAGCGAUGAUACGGAUAUGGAAUUACAACAAGUCUCGGAUUCACUCAUAUCGUGGCGCAAGAGACGUGGAGUUCUCACUUGAUGGUAGCCUGAUAUUCCAAGGUGAAAUAGCGAGAGCAAGCGGUACACUUGGUGCUGAUGAACCAUUUGGUGAUACUAUGUUAUUCACCAUGGAUGAGGCCAUCCUAGAUGCCAUGGCUCAGAACGACCCAACCUACGAGAUCCCUAAGGAAGAAGAUCUCCUUGGAGGCGAGGGUGACCGUCCCUCUACGGCUGACCGCGAGGAAGGCCCCUGUUCACAGGAUAAGGGCGAACGCCCCUUUACAUGCGCUCGGCAAAGGAAACAGAAGCAAGCGGAGCAUGAAGAGGUGGACGCCUUCAUUGAGCAAGAUGCUGAUUCUGAUGAUGAGGCUGAUAUAUGUAACGGAUACUAUACUGGGCAAGUAGUACAGCUGAACUUUGCGAGCACUUGGGGGGAUCCGUACUACUUGGGUCUGACAGGACUAGAGCUGCUCACACCGCAGAUGGUGCCCAUCCCGCUCAACAUCGAUAUGCUACAGGCAAAUCCACGAGACCUGAAUGAUCUUCCAGACUACGGAGACGAUGAUCGCACAUUAGACAAGAUAGUCGAUGGCACGAAUGUGACCACAUCUGACGAGCACAUGUGGCUAAUCCCCUUUACAGACGGUGAGGACCACACCCUUACCAUCGACUUGGGCCUGAAGACCGAGCUGCUGGGGAUGAGGGUGUGGAAUUACAAUAAGUCUCUUGAUGGGACAUUCAGAGGGGCCAAGAUAGUCCAUGUCUCUCUAGAUGGUAAACUCAUUUCUCCACCCGAAGGCUACCUACUCCGUAAAGGUCCCGGAAAUGUGCAUUUUGAUUUCGCCCAAGAUGUCUAUUUUAGCGGUCGUAACUCAACGGGAGGUAGCUCCACAUCCCCAUUGGCAUCUGUUCCCGAGACUAGAAGGUCUCAAAGUCGUGUCAAUAUAAGAAAACUCAUCCCCGAUUACGAGCCUGCGCUGAUGCCGACAGGGUUCGUGUUCCAGUUCCAACUCCUGUCCAGCUGGGGGGAUCCGUACUACGUAGGGCUGAAUGGCAUUGAGUUUUAUGACUCGGAGGGUUACCGCAUCCGUCUACGCGCAAGUGAUGUGACGGCUUACCCACACAGUGUGAACGUGCUGGAUGGCGUGACAGAUGAUGUCAGAACUCCGGAUAAGCUUGUGGAUGGGGUGAAUGACACGAUGGAUGGAAAGCACAUGUGGCUGGCACCCACAUUCCCAGGACAGAUCAAUCUGAUAUACGUGAUAUUUGAUGAGCCAAAGACCGUCUCCAUGAUCAAGAUGUGGAAUUACAGCAAGACGCCCAUCAGGGGAGCACAUCAGUUUGGGAUCUUGGUGGAUGACCUGUUGGUGUACCACGGCUUCCUGCCACAAGUCCCCCGCACUGGCUGCCGGGGAAUCCUCCCUAAUCUGGACAUGCCGGUGCCACAUCACACCGUCCUUUUCACAGACAGCCCAGAGAAUGUCGCCAUCUCAGAGAGGGGAAAUCUUGUCAAGCAAACUGAGCUUGAACAGGAUGUCCAGUUAACGAAUGACAAUACGGUGGUCACACGUUACACCACUCCCACUCCUGCCAAAGCCGCAGAUCCAGCAUUGCGACCCAAGACAAGCGUCAAGGCUUUUUCAAAAAGGCACAGAUAAUAAGUAGCUGUUGAUUACAAAAAAAAUUAUUGAAAAAAAAAUUAACAUUUAAUUAUUAGAAAAAAAUGUGGGUUUUGUGCAAAUUAUUGUUCAUCUACAAAAUGUAUGCAUGGCUUUUAAAGAGUAGUAGAGGUUAUAUCUCUAGGUGAAUAUUACUUAUGUUAUUGAAGAAAAUAUGUCCUCUAUGUACUACCUAGAAUAUAAUAGAGCAAAUAUGUAUUAUUCCCAAUUAAAUUAUAACUUUUUUGCA
Molecule: messenger RNA, 6101 nt
Organism: Nematostella vectensis (starlet sea anemone)
Lineage: Eukaryota; Metazoa; Cnidaria; Anthozoa; Actiniaria; Edwardsiidae
Product: katanin-interacting protein
Exons: 49
Coding region: 296-5851 (1851 amino acids)
Source: RefSeq, a predicted model, not a curated record